UCAUAAUGUUAAAGUUUUGUUUCCGGGUCACGCAGCUUGCGGGGUUAAAUUAAACCAUGGAGCAGAAAGAAGAAAACAGUAACGAUGAUGGAGACAUUUCUUCUGUCAUGGGGUUCUCUGGCUUUGGAAAGAAAGCCCGGACCUUUGAUUUCCAAGCUAUUUUUGAACAAACUCGAAGAACAGCCAUUGAGAGAAGCCAACGAGUCUUAGAGGAUCGACAACUUGAAGACCUUCAGAAAGAGCAGGCUGGUAGCUCUCAAACAGCCAGGUCAUCUGAUGCAUCCAAGACACCCUCUGUAUCAAGGAAACAGGAGAGCAGCAGCGGCAGCAGCGGCAGCAGUGGCUCAGACUCUGAUUCAGAUGGAGAGGGCAUUGGGCCCCCACCGCCCCCGGGAUUCAAACGAUUCGGGGCAGCUGCGGUGGCGGAGGAGGAAGAGGGACUGGUGGGGCCUCCGCUUCCUCCAGGCUACGGAGGCAGCAGGGCUGAGGAUGAGGAUGAUGAUGAUGAUGAUGACGACGACAAUGACGAUGAUGAUGAUGGGGACACUCAAGAGGAAGAUGAUGACAACCCAGUGAAGAAGAUUCCAGACACGCAUGAGAUCACCCUCCAGCACGGCUCUAAGACGGUGUCUGCACUCGGCCUGGAUCCCUCAGGAGCCCGUCUGGUUACCGGGGGUUACGACUACGAUGUAAAGUUCUGGGACUUUGCGGGGAUGGACUCUGCCCUGCAGGCUUUCAGAUCCCUGCAGCCCUGUGAAUGCCACCAGAUCAAGUCCCUGCAGUACAGCGUGACGGGCGACGCAAUCCUGGUGGUGGCUGGGAACGCCCAGGCCAAGGUCCUGGACCGCGACGGCUUCCAGGUGAUGGAGUGUGUGAAGGGGGACCAGUACAUCGUGGACAUGGCCAACACCAAGGGGCACACGGCCAUGCUGAAUAGUGGCUGCUGGCACCCCAAGAUCAAAGAGGAGUUCCUCACCUGCUCCAACGACGGUACGGUGCGCACAUGGGACGUGAACUCGGAGAAGAAACACAAGGGUGUGUUCAAGCCUCGCACCCAGCAGGGCAAACGUGUUACCCCGACUUGCUGCACCUACAGCAGGGAUGGGAAGCUCAUUGCGGCAGGAUGCCAAGAUGGCAGCAUCCAGAUCUGGGACCGCAACUUAAGCGUCCACACGAAGUUCCACUGUCGGCAGGCCCACACCCCAGGCUCUGACACCUCCUGUCUCACCUUCUCCUAUGAUGGGACCAUCCUGGCAUCUCGAGGAGGCGAUGACACGUUAAAGACGUGGGACAUCCGGAACUUCCGGAAGCCUCUGAACGUGGCAACUGGACUGAGCACCUUCUUCCCAAUGACCGACUGCUGUUUCAGUCCUGAUGACCAGCUCCUGGUGACCGGGACGUCAGUGAGAAAGGGUGAGGGCAACGGCAAGCUGGUGUUCUUCGACCGGGGAUCCUUCCAGAAGGUCUAUGAGAUCGAAGUGACCAACGCUCUUACACUCCCCCCCACACACACACACGCUGUCCUCUCCUCAUCUCUCCUCGUCUCCUCCAGGGGGGCCAAGCUGUGUGUGGUGAAGAGCAAGCGGAAGGAGAAGCAGGCCGAGACUCUGACGCAGGACUACAUCAUCACCCCUCACGCGCUGCCCAUGUUCCGAGAGGCCCGGCAGCGCAGCACACGGAAGCAGCUGGAGAAGGACCGUCUGGACCCGAUGAAGUCCCACAAGCCCGAGCCGCCCGUCUCUGGGCCAGGGCGAGGUGGUCGCGUGGCUGCCCAUGGCGGGACGCUGUCCUCGUACAUCGUGAAGAACAUCGCUCUGGACAAGACCGAUGACAGCAACCCGCGCGAGGCCAUCCUGCGGCACGCCAAGGAGGCAGAAGAGAACCCAUACUGGGUGGCCCCAGCAUACACAGAGACACAGCCUGAGCCACUAUUCGCUGAGGAAGAGUCAUCGGAUGAAGAAGCCGACAAAGAACCGGAGUGGAAGAAACGUAAAAUCUGAGCACACCACACAGCACCACACCUCUCCAACCUCCCUCUUCUCUCUAUCCCUCUUUCAUUUCCUUUCGUCUCUCAGUGUCUCUCUCUUCUGUUCCUCUCUCUCUCUCUCUAUGUCCUCGUGGGUUAAGAGGGUGUGUUUGACUCGUGCACACAUAGUGUGUGUUUGUUUUUGGAGAGAGGCCUGUGUUUGAAUGCCUUUUCCAGCAGCAUGCAGUUAGUGCGUCAGUGUGUCGACAGUCAGCUCACACUUCUCCUCAGAACCUUUGACACAUGGGUGUGUCAAGAUCUUUUUUGUUUUUAUAUCAUUGAUUAAAAAGAUGUACAAUUGUGUAGACAUAAACAGUCAAUGAAUAAUUCAAACAUUCUUUUAAUAAAGAACCUUUUUACAA
Molecule: messenger RNA, 2388 nt
Organism: Alosa alosa (allis shad)
Lineage: Eukaryota; Metazoa; Chordata; Actinopteri; Clupeiformes; Clupeidae
Product: WD repeat-containing protein 70
Exons: 17
Coding region: 57-2000 (647 amino acids)
Biological process (GO): regulation of DNA double-strand break processing; intein-mediated protein splicing
Cellular component (GO): site of double-strand break; nucleus
Molecular function (GO): protein binding
Source: RefSeq, a predicted model, not a curated record